Abrus precatorius (Indian licorice) is the source of this 1736-nucleotide messenger RNA. Its product is annotated as serine--tRNA ligase, chloroplastic/mitochondrial. Bases 69 to 1592 code for a protein of 507 amino acids. Lineage: Eukaryota; Viridiplantae; Streptophyta; Magnoliopsida; Fabales; Fabaceae. The transcript is spliced from 10 exons. Gene Ontology annotation, cellular component: mitochondrion. The record is from RefSeq and is a predicted model, not a curated record. Gene Ontology annotation, biological process: mitochondrial seryl-tRNA aminoacylation. Gene Ontology annotation, molecular function: ATP binding; serine-tRNA ligase activity; tRNA binding.
UUCAUUUGUUUACACGAACUAAGGAUAAACGGAGCUGAAGGCUCUGCCACUGACACUAGAAAGCAUAGAUGGGUUGUCUGAACGGGACAACAUUCGAAAGUCUCAAACUUGUUCCAAUUCCCACUUGUUCUUCCUCACGUUUCGUAUUCAAAAUUCCAACCCUUCAUUUUCGGAAAUCUCCAUUGCCACGUUACCCCAUCAAAGCUCUCUCUUCUUCUGCCACCAUCCAAACAACUAAAGCCUCUGAUGAGCAGGGCGUAAAGCCUCAGUGGAAAGCCACUAUAGACUUCAAGUGGAUAAAGGAAAACAAGGAAGCUGUUGCCACCAACAUAAGGAACCGUAACUCUGACGCUAAUUUAGACCUCGUCCUCCAACUUUAUGAUGAAAUGUUUAGUCUUCAAAAGGAAGUUGAGAGGGUUCGUGGAGAAAGAAAUGCGGUAGCGAGCAAGAUGAAAGGAAAACUAGAACCAUCUGAGCGUCAGAGACUAAUCGAGGAAGGGAAGAAUUUGAAGGAGGGACUUACUGCUUUGGAAGAAGACCUGGUGAAGCUUCAUGAUAAGCUUCAGCAGGAAGCGCAGUGUAUACCAAACAUGACUCAUCCAGAUGUUCCAAUAGGAGGGGAGGAUUGCUCCACCAUAAGGAAGAUGGUUGGCAGCUCUCCCAAAUUUAGCUUUCCUGUCAAGGAUCAUCUUCAACUUGGAAAUGAACUUGAUCUCUUUGAUUUUGAUGCAGCUGCUGAGGUCAGUGGGUCAAAAUUUUACUACCUGAAAAAUGAAGCAGUUUUGUUAGAGAUGGCCCUUGUAAAUUGGACACUCUCAGAAGUGAUGAAGAGAGGCUUUACUCCAUUAACAACUCCUGAGAUUGUGCGGUCCUCAAUUGUUGAAAAAUGUGGAUUCCAACCUCGUGCAAAUAAUACCCAGAUUUAUUCCAUCGAUGACAGUGACCAAUGCCUCAUCGGCACAGCAGAGAUUCCUGUUGGGGGCCUCCAUAUGGAUUCUAUACUUGCUGACACUUUGUUACCUUUAAAAUAUGUGGCAUUUUCUCAUUGUUUCCGUACCGAGGCAGGUUCUGCUGGCGCUGCAACUAGGGGUCUUUACCGAGUUCACCAGUUCAGUAAGGUCGAAAUGUUUAUUUUCUGCCGCCCAGAAGAGAGUGAAAGUUACCAUGAAGAGCUUAUUCAAAUUGAAGAAGACAUUUUUUCAUCCCUAGGAUUACAUUUCAAAACUUUGGAUAUGGCCUCUGAAGAUUUAGGUGCACCUGCUUAUCGUAAAUUUGAUAUAGAGGCAUGGAUGCCUGGAUUAGAACGGUUUGGUGAGAUCUCAAGCGCGUCAAAUUGCACAGACUAUCAGAGCCGUCGAUUGGGAAUACGGUAUCGUCCAUCAGAAGCAGCAGUAACAAGUGGAAAAAAAUCUAAAAGCAAUCUUGCUCCACCACAGUUUGUUCACACAUUAAAUGCAACAGCUUGUGCAGUACCACGGAUGAUUAUAUGUUUGCUUGAGAAUUACCAACAAGAAGAUGGAUCUGUCCUUAUCCCUCAGCCCUUGAGGCCCUUCAUGGGUGGCAUUAAUGUUAUCGCCACAAAAUCAUUAUGAUUGAUUUAUCCAUCUGGUCGAUGCUGUUGCGGCAAUUAGAUUACAGUGAUAGAUGAGUUGAAGUAAUUUCAUUAGAAUGAUAAUUUUACAAAUAAUAUUAAUGAUUUUUGUUUUUUUACUUAUUAUAAACUAGUGAUUAGCAAU